This is a messenger RNA of [Torrubiella] hemipterigena, 1261 nucleotides long. NCBI's taxonomy places the organism in Eukaryota, Fungi, Ascomycota, Sordariomycetes, Hypocreales, Clavicipitaceae. The record is from the annotation of a GenBank genome assembly.
GCCCAGAAAUCAACCUGGCCAGCCGCUGACUCCCUGUUUUAGCCUCGUAAUUUUUAUUUUUAUUUUUAUUUUAGUUUUUUUUUUGUCUUUGCCUCUGCGCUUCCAGACGCCCCGCAAAUUCUCUUCUGGUAGAUAAAAAGCUUGUGCUGGACCCCACCAUUUCCGUCACUACUACCAACGAAAAAAAUCAAACCGCAUCUUUCGCCUUCCAAGCAACCUCUUCCUCCUCCAACCACUCUACUUCCCUCUCUUCUACUACACCCUAACUACCCGUCCGAAUCUCAUACCAGUCCAUUCAUACACCAUGGCUCUCCGUGCGCAAUUCGAAAACUCCAACGAGGUUGGUGUCUUCGCGACCCUCACAAACUCUUAUGCUCUUGUUGCUCUCGGCGCCAGCGAAAACUUUUACAGUGUUUUCGAGUCCGAGCUCCAAGACAUCAUCCCUACUGUCCGCACCACAAUUGCCGGCACACGCAUCAUCGGCCGCCUGACGGCCGGUAACCGCAAGGGACUUUUGGUGCCCACCACCACCACCGACCAGGAGCUGCAGCACCUGCGCAACUCGCUGCCCGACUCGGUCCGCAUCCAGCGCAUUGAGGAGCGCCUCUCAGCCCUCGGUAACGUCAUUGCUGCCAAUGACCACAUCGCCCUCAUCCACCCCGAUCUCGAGCGCGAGUCCGAGGAGAUCAUUGCCGACGUCCUCGGCGUCGAGGUUUUCCGCCAGACCGUCGCCGACAACGUCCUCGUCGGCAGCUACAUGGCCCUCUCCAACCAGGGCGGCCUUGUCCACCCCAAGACCAGCAUCCAGGACCAGGACGAGCUGUCCAGUCUGCUCCAGGUGCCCCUCGUUGCUGGCUCCGUCAACAGAGGCAGCAACGUCGUCGGCGCCGGCAUGGUCGUCAACGACUGGCUCGCCGUCACUGGCCUCGACACAACAGCCACCGAGCUGAGUGUUGUCGAGAGCGUCUUCCGCCUCGGCGACGGCCAGGGCCCAAGCAACAUCAACACAAACAUGAAGGAUACCAUGGUGGAAAGCUUCUACUAAGCAAUGUACUAGCGGUUCUUUUCUCUUUAUACGGUUUAUUUUUCAUGGGCACGGUGUUGGGUCUUGUUUCUUGCUCUCCUUGGGUUUUCUCUCUGUCCCUUCUCUAGGGUUUUUUUUUCGUCGUAUCUUGCAUAGAUGCUAAAAGCGUCAAAGACGAUAUUUUAUGGUAGCAUUUUGUAUAUAAAAACAAAAAAAGUAUAGACUUGAUGCUCACAC